UCUCCGCGGGGGGCGGGGCGCGCCGGGAAAAGUUCCGGGAAGGUGGGUCUCCCGCCCAGGCCCGGCGCGGAAGUCGCCGGCGGCCCGUGCCCUCCCGGCCAGGCCCGGAGCCAUGUCGUCUGGGAACGCGGGGUCCGCCGGGCGGGAGGGCGCCCCGCGCGCUGCUGCCGCGCUCUGCGGCCUGUACCACGAGGCGGGGCAGCGGCUGAGGCGCCUGCAGGACCAGCUGGCCGCCCGGGACGUCCUCAUAGCGCGCCUCCGCGCCCGUCUGGCCGCGCUCGAGGGGGACACGGCGCCGUCGCUCGUGGACGCGCUGCUGGAGCAGGUGGCGCGCUUCCGGGAGCAGCUGCGGCAGCGGGACGGCGGCGCCGCGGAGGCCGCGCUGCGCCAGGAAAUCGAGAGACUUUCCGAGCAACUAGAAGAAAAAGAGCGGGAGACGCAGCAGCUGAUGAGCCAGCCCGAGCGGGAGCAGGAGAAGGAAGUGGCCCUGCUGAGGAGAAGCGCGGCACAGAAGGGGCGGGCCCGGGCCGCCAGCGACAUUCUGUGCCGCUCCUUGGCCGACGAGACCCAUCAGCUGCGGAGGACUCUGGCCGCCACCGCCCACAUGUGCCAGCAUCUGGCCAAGUGUCUGGAUGAACGCCAGCGCACGCAGGGGGACGCGGGGGAGAGGAGCCCUGAGCCAGCGUGUGCAGAUGGGGACGGCUCUGUCCACACGGUUGUUGAGAAGUUACGGGAGGAGAAUCGACUGUUGAAGCAGAAGGUGACUCACGUGGAAGACCUCAAUGCCAAGUGGCAGCGCUAUGAUGCCAGCAGGGACGAGUACGUGAGGGGGCUUCACGCACAGCUGAGGGGGCUGCAGGCCCCCCUCGAGGCUGAGAGGCCCUCCCCACCCGAGCUGAUGAGGAAGGAGAUCUCCCGGCUCAACACACAGUUGGAGGAGAAAAUCAACGACUGUGCAGAAGCAAGGCGGGAGCUGGCGGCCGCGAGGAGGGCCCGGGACGCCGCGCUGGAGCGGGUGCAGAUGCUGGAGCAGCAGAUCCUCGCGUACAAGGACGACUUCACGUCGGAGAGGGUCGACCGGGAGCGGGCUCAGAGUCGGAUCCAGGAGUUGGAGGAACGGGUGGCCUUGCUGCAGCGCCAGGAUCCUCGAGAGCCAGGCUCUUGCCGGAUUCACACUGGGGGCAAAACUCCCGGGUACUUAGAGACCGACGCUUCGGAGCUUGUGGCACCCGGUGGCUGCAGGCCUAGGAUGGGAUCCCAGCGGCCAGAACUCCCCGCAGAGGGCGGGAGCCCCGGAGCAACCCAGAGAGGCCAGGGGGACCUUCAGUGCCCUCACUGCCUGCAGUGCUUCAGCGAUGAGCAGGGGGAGGAGCUCUUCCGGCACGUGGCCGAGUGCUGCCAGUGAGCGGGCGCUGGGCCGCCCGGCCCGGAGGCGCGCGUGGGUGCUCCCAGCACGCAGCAUCGGGAUGCGGGGCCCCCAGAACAGGCUGGGGGCGCUUCUGAGCCUUCCCCUUGGUCCCCCUUGGGUCAGGGGGCACUUCCGGUGGGGCUGGAGGGAGAGGUGGGGUUGGGAGCAUUCGUGCCCAGGAGGGCGCAGCCUCGCCUCUGGUGUGGAGUUGGACGUCCCAAGCUGUCGGGCCGAGGCCGCGCGUGAUGUGGCGUGGGGUUCUUCCAGGCCCGCAGGACAGCCCUGCCCCAGCCGCACCUGGGGACGCUGCAGCUCACUGGGACGCGGCGGCCGCCCGUGGGAAGUGCGCCCACGCCCACCAGGAGGCGUGCACAGCUGAGCACUGUGCCUGCACUGAAAUAAGGCCGCACUGCAAGAGUGUGUGCUGCAUAUCUGGAACUUAAACGUGUUUAUGUCACAUGACUUAUUUUUGUAAUAAAUGCACUUGCUACAGCGACUGCUCUGAGAGUGUGCUCUGGGGGCUGGGGUGCAGGGACCCGGCAGCAUUUCCAUCUGGGCCCGAGUUACACCAGCCGGGAGGAGAGACACUCUUUCUUACUGUUUGUCUGUCACCUGUUUGUUUGUUUGUUAAGGUAUCCAGAGGGGCGGGGUCAGCGGGAGUCCAGCCUGCCCAGCACUCUGCCUUCGGCCUGUUUCAGCUCCAGCCAGGGUGUGAAGGGCUUGGGGUGAGGCGGGAGGAACCAGGCGCCUGGCGAAGGCAAGUGAGAGGCUUGCAGGGCAAGGACUGCGUGCAUAGUCCUGGCGGGGUCAGGGCUGUGUGACUCAAGCUAACCCUCAGAACAGUCGCAGGAGGUAAGUACUGCUAUCAAUCAAUCCUCCUCAACACAGGUGUGGAAGGUGAGGCACAGAGGGGUAAGGCCACUUGCCCAAGGUCACAGUAGCAGGGGACAAAGCUAGGAUGUAAACCCAGGCCAUCUGGCUCCUGAGCCCACAUUCCACUUCCCGAUGUGUGGAGGAGCUGCCGGCACGGUGCAGGGCCAGCACUGGGUGCACGUGCUGUCCCUCCUGCCUGGAACCUCGCUCGCCCUCUCGCUGGCUAAGUCGGUCCUCCUCCAGUUGUAGUUCAGGCGUCCACUCCUCUGUAGGAUCCCUGCGCACCCCACUUUCCAGGAGCCGACUGGAAGGGAUCAGUCUGUGCAGCGUGGGUGCUAGAACGUCACAGGAAGCCUCCGUCUCACUGUCCUGAGGAGUUGGAGGAGUUUGGAAAUAGAUGGGGACCUCCUGGAGAGAAGGGAGCUGCAGAAGGGAGAGCCCUCAAAUCCUUGGCUGACCCCUGAACUGUGCAAGCUUAGCGUAAGACUCACUCCAAGAAUCCUGGGGCAGGAACAGCGGCUGGAAGGCAGGAUGUGCUGAGCAGAGCUCCCAGCGGCUGUCCACCGUAGUGUGGCAGUUCCGAAGCUGAGUCCCUUGGGGUUAGAGGGGCUGGAAAACCUUGGUUUUCCUUUGAAACCCUCGAAGGGCCACAUUUUAGGAGUAAAGUUGACAUCUUAGGGCCAAAACAAAACAGCCCUGCUCUUCCAGGCAGCCAUCCAGUAAUUCACUGGCCUGUUGGAACAAACUCUGGCUUUCUUCAGAGCCAGGACCUUGUACUAUAUUAACCAGAGUCCAAUAUACAGUAAAAAAUACUAGACAUACGGGAAAAAAGGCAUAAUGAAGAUAUAUUCACACAAACACAAGCUAACAAAAAUUUAUAUCCAGCAGAUUGUACGACAAGAAAAAAGUAUACUAUGGAAAUUACUCAGGCUAGAGGGAAAUGAUUCUGGAUAAAAACAAACAUAGAAAGGAAUGAAGAGCAUGGGAAUGGGGACUUCCCUGCUGGCACAGUGGUUAAGACUCCGUGCUUCCAAUGUAGGGGGCCCGGGUUUGAUCCCUGGUCAGGGAACUAGAUCCCACAUGCAUGCUGAAACUAAGAGUUUGCAUGCCACAACUAAGGAGCCCACGUGCCGCAACUAAGGAGCUGGCAAACUGCAACUAAGGAGCCCGCGACUAAGACCUGGUGCAACCAAAUAAAUAUUAAAAAAAAAAAAAAAGGGAAUGGGUAGAUAUGAAUGAAUAUUGACUGUUUAAAACAAUAAUGUCUUGAGGGUUUUAAAACAUGCAAACAUGUGACCACAAGAACUUUCUAGGUGAGGGACAGGAGUGUUUAAUGAAUUUAUACAAGUGUAAGGUUUUUGUGUUGAUUUGUGGUGGACUAAUGAACUAAGGAAACAUAAUCUCUAGGGUAACCACUAAAGUAGUAAUGAAAAUAUCUAAUUAGAAAGUUAAUAGAACAGAAAAAUGUUUUUAUUAAUCCAAAGCAAGACAAGUUAGGAGAACCAAAGGGAUAAAGGAGAGAUGAGACAAAGAGAAAGCAGUUGGAAGAUGGUAGACUUAACCAAC
Molecule: messenger RNA, 3847 nt
Organism: Balaenoptera acutorostrata (minke whale)
Lineage: Eukaryota; Metazoa; Chordata; Mammalia; Artiodactyla; Balaenopteridae
Gene: TNIP2
Product: TNFAIP3 interacting protein 2
Exons: 6
Coding region: 113-1405 (430 amino acids)
Biological process (GO): regulation of transcription by RNA polymerase II; cellular response to lipopolysaccharide
Molecular function (GO): K63-linked polyubiquitin modification-dependent protein binding
Source: RefSeq, a predicted model, not a curated record